AUGGAGGACCGCGUCAUGAUCUCCGAGGCGCGUAAGCUCGCCGCGCGGAUGAUAUGCUUCGGGUUCGACGGCGUCGAGGUGAACGACCACGCGAGGCGGAUGAUAGGAAAGGGGUGCGGCGCUUGCAUCCUGUUCGCGCGAAACGUGCGCGACCCCGCGCAGCUGUCGUCGAUGUGCGGCGAGCUCAAGCGGCUCGCGUCGCCGCGGAAGCUCCUCAUCAUGAUCGACCAGGAGGGCGGCCGCGUCGCGCGGUUGAAGCCGCCGCACUUCACCGCGCUCCCGAGCGCGCGCGCGGUCGGGAGCGCGCCCGACGCCGCGAACGCCGCGCGCGUCGUCGCCGAAGUCGUCGCGAGCGAGCUCCGCGCGGUGAACGUAGACAUGACGCUCGCGCCCGUCGUGGACGUGCACACGAACCCGCUCAACACGGUCAUCGGCGACCGCGCGUUCGCCGCGGACGCGGACGCUGUCGCGGCGCUCGGCGCGGCGUUCAUACGCGCGCUCCAAGCGAAGGGCGUCGCCGCGUGCGCGAAGCACUUCCCGGGGCACGGCGACACCGUCGAGGACUCGCACGACGACGGGCUUCCGACGCUGACGCACGACAUGGAUCGACUCGAAACGGUCGAACUCAAACCGUUUCGCGCCGCCAUCGACGCGGCCGUGUCGAGCGUGCUCGUCGCGCACGUCUCCGUCCCCGCGAUGGAGGGGAUCGACCCGGGGAAGCGUUUCCCCGCGCCCGUCCCCGCGUCGACGUCGCGCGCGUGCGUUCGGUACCUCCGCCGGACGCUAAACUUUUCCGGGGUGGUCGUGACCGACGACCUCGAGAUGGGCGCGCUCUCUCGCGGCAGCGGGAUCGACCUCGGCGCCGCGGUCGUCGAGGCCGCGCGGAGCGGCGUGGACAUGUUCCUGGCGUGCCACGACGAGCGCAUUCAGACGGAGGCGUUGGAGGCGUUGGCGUGCGCGCUGAUGGACGGCGGGCUGAAGCGGGAGACGGUUCGAUUGGCGGGGGCGAGGCUAGACGUGCUCGACGCCGCGUUCGUUAGCGCGCCGAGGGGGGUGAUCGAGGAGAUACAGAGGGACGUCGCGGGGUUGGUGGGGACGGAGGCGAACGGGAGGAGGAUAGACGAGGCGUUAGGAAUAGGGAUAGGCGCGACGGAGGCGGUCUAGCUACCGCUACGUGUACCUGAUUGGAGCAGCGCGAC
This is a messenger RNA of Micromonas pusilla CCMP1545, 1199 nucleotides long. Its product is annotated as glycoside hydrolase family 3 protein. The transcript has a single exon. The coding region runs from base 1 to 1164 and encodes 387 amino acids. Lineage: Eukaryota; Viridiplantae; Chlorophyta; Mamiellophyceae; Mamiellales; Mamiellaceae. The record is from RefSeq and is a predicted model, not a curated record. Gene Ontology annotation, biological process: peptidoglycan turnover; carbohydrate metabolic process. Gene Ontology annotation, molecular function: hydrolase activity, hydrolyzing O-glycosyl compounds.